This is a messenger RNA of Meleagris gallopavo (turkey), 434 nucleotides long. NCBI's taxonomy places the organism in Eukaryota, Metazoa, Chordata, Aves, Galliformes, Phasianidae. The record is from RefSeq and is a predicted model, not a curated record.
CUGCCUCUUAUCUGUCUCUCAGUGGGAGAUCUAUGAUGCCUAUAUGGAGGAGCUUCAGAAAAUGGAGAAGUCAAAAGAGAAAGAGAAACCAAAAGCUCAGAUAGGAAAGAAAGAGGAGAAGAAGAGGGGAAGAAAGUUAAUUUCACUGGAAUCACAGGCUAAUGAUAUAACCAAGAUUUCCAAUGCUGCCAAAAUAAUGGAGCGGAUGGUGAAUCAGAACAUAUUUGAUGACAUUGCACAAGAUUUUAAAUAUUUUGAGGAUGCCUCCGAUGAAUACAGGGACCAGAGGGGAACUCUCCUCCCACUCUGGAAGUUCCAGUAUGACAAAACCAAGAGACUUGCAGUUACUGCCAUCUCCUGGAAUCCAAAGUACAAGGACCUGUUUGCAGUGGGGUAUGGCUCUUGUAAGUAACAAAUACAGAAGUGACAUUGAC